AUGAUGCUAGCAAGCUUGGUCUUCCUGACUCUCUUCACCGGCCUCGAAGCGGAAGGCCUCCGGGAAGCGCCAGGAGCAGGCAAGAAUGCAACGAGUGCUUUAAAUGCCACUGCAGCGACACAUCCCCAAGAAGGUGCAGCUGCCACAGCUGCAGGCCAGGGCAUGUGCACAAAAGCCGACGAAACCCUCAUGACGGCAUUCGGAAGUGGCUCCGGGCAGAACAGCUUCCCUCGUAUCCUGUCUGACUGCGGCAAGAAGAGCUUCAACAUCUUCACGGGCUUCCGCAACAAUGAUUUUCUCCGCUGCCUCGUGGACAACACCCAGCUCGCCAGAAGUUGCGCAAGCUGCUUUUCCAUUUCAGCCCAGUAUGGUGCUUCCAACUGCAAGUGGAGCUGCUUCUGGGGCUCGUGGUGUGGCAAAGGCUGCCUGAACUGCGUCGCUGUCAAGAACGCCGAAGUCCAAGCGUGUGCCGGCUCGAACAUAGCCAUCCCAUCCACGAGCUCUUGCUAA
Symbiodinium necroappetens is the source of this 510-nucleotide messenger RNA. Lineage: Eukaryota; Dinophyceae; Suessiales; Symbiodiniaceae. The record is from the annotation of a GenBank genome assembly.